Molecule: messenger RNA, 929 nt
Organism: Dipodomys ordii (Ord's kangaroo rat)
Lineage: Eukaryota; Metazoa; Chordata; Mammalia; Rodentia; Heteromyidae
Gene: Inka2
Product: family with sequence similarity 212, member B
Exons: 2
Coding region: 54-929 (291 amino acids)
Cellular component (GO): nucleus
Molecular function (GO): protein serine/threonine kinase inhibitor activity; protein kinase binding
Source: RefSeq, a predicted model, not a curated record
GGUAGAGCGGAGACUAGCAAAUGGGCGCAUGAAGAAAGAGAGACAGCAGAGAAAUGGACUGCUAUUUGCGUCGCCUCAAACAGGAGCUGAUGUCCAUGAAGGAGGUGGGUGAUGGCUUGCAGGACCAGAUGAACUGCAUGAUGGGUGCACUUCAAGAACUGAAGCUCCUGCAGGUGCAGACGGCAUUGGAACAGCUGGAGAUCUCUGGAGGGAGUCCUGCCCCCAGCUGCCCUGAAAGUCCACAGAUACAGCCUGGGCACCCUUGCUGGGAGGGUGGCAGCCACCCUGCCAGGCCUACAGCCUGUUCCUCCUCCAGCAAUCCUUCUUUUGGCAGCAGCACCAAGUUUCCAUGCCAUAGGAGUGACUGUGCCAAUGAUCAUGGCCCCCUGCCCAGGACACAGCUGCCUGAGCACCAAAGCUGUGCCCAGCAGGGGUCAGAGAAAGUAGAACCUGAUGACUGGACCUCCACAUUGAUGUCUCGGGGCAGGAAUCGGCAGCCUCUGGUAUUAGGGGACAAUGUCUUUGCAGACCUGGUGGGCAACUGGCUAGACUUGCCAGAAGUGGAGAAAAGUGGGGAGAAGGGUGAGACUGGGGGAGCAGGUGAGGCCAAAGCAGCGAGAGGCCAGUCCCGGGAGCUGGGCCGCAAGUUUGCCCUAACAGCCAACAUCUUUAGGAAGUUCUUACGUAGUGUGAGGCCUGAUCGUGACCGCCUGCUCAAGGAGAAGCCAGGUUGGGUGACACCCAUGGUCUCCGAGCCCCGAGCUGGACGCUCCCAGAAAGUCAAGAAGCGGAACCAUUCCAAGGGUUCCGGAUGGUUCCCCUUCCCAAGCACUGGGGAGCCCAGACGAGGGGACACCCCUUCAAGUAGCUCCAAGGCCAUGGAACCCUCACCAGCAGGCUUUGACAUUAACACAGCUGUUUGGGUCUAA